Molecule: messenger RNA, 6118 nt
Organism: Acanthopagrus latus (yellowfin seabream)
Lineage: Eukaryota; Metazoa; Chordata; Actinopteri; Spariformes; Sparidae
Product: potassium voltage-gated channel subfamily H member 6-like
Exons: 24
Biological process (GO): potassium ion transmembrane transport; membrane repolarization during action potential; regulation of heart rate by cardiac conduction
Cellular component (GO): membrane
Molecular function (GO): inward rectifier potassium channel activity
Source: RefSeq, a predicted model, not a curated record
AUGCCGGUGAGACGGGGCCAUGUGGCGCCCCAGAAUACUUUCCUGGACACCAUCAUACGCAAAUUUGAGGGACAAAACCGAAAGUUUAUCAUCGCCAACGCACAGGUUGAGAACUGUGCCAUCAUCUUCUGUAAUGAUGCCUUCUGUGGGUUGUGUGGUUACACCCGCGCUGAGGUGAUGCAGAAGCCCUGUACCUGUAGCUUCCUGUAUGGACCUCACACCAAGAGACCAGCGGUGGCCCAAAUGGCUAAAGCUCUGCUGGGAGCAGAGGAGAGGAAGGUGGAGAUUUCCCUCUACACUAAAGAUGGAGUGUGUUUCCACUGUGUGAUAGAUGUGGUUCCAGUGAAGAAUGAAGAUGGCCUGGUCAUCAUGUUCAUUCUCAACUUUGAGCUUCCCACUGACCACAGGCCAACCAACAGCUCUCCGGCUAGAGAUCUCAACAGAGUGCUGCAUAUCCCCUGGCUGACCUUGGCUCGGCGGCAGCGACUGCGUCUCCUCUUCCGCUCCUUUAGCUCCCAUACGGGCGUCCUGUCACAAGACACAGAGCUAAUUGCUCCUCAUGCUGACCUCCCGCCCCUUGGACAUGAGUCUGUGGCCCUGGACAAACUGCUUUCCCUCCCUGAAAGACAGCAGCUGGAGGAGGCGGGAGCUGGACUACUGCUGUGGGACAGAGACGGGGAGGAGGAGAAAGAAGAACGAGUAGGAAGAGGUGGAGAGAGGGACACCUUGGCCGCACUUAGGCGAAGGAGCGAGGGAGACAGAAAGAGACGAGAAGAAGGUGAUGCUUGUGGGCUGCUGGUUGAUAUGAAUGCAGGAGGUAGAGAAGGGAGAAGAGGGAGGGAACUCCCCACAGGUCGGCCCCCAGCUCCAGCCUCAGCACCCCCAACAGUGGCCCUGCCAGUCUACUCACAAGCUGCACAAAGGAGAGAGGAGAGAGGACGAAGCAGGGAUAAAGAUGAUAAGAUCCACUUCAACCAUCCUUCCGGCAGAUCAGAUGGCAGCUGUGUGAGUUUGAAACAUUCCUCCUCAGUGGAUGACAUCAAGAGUGGACAGGGCUACUGGGAAAAGAGGCUGCAGCUGAGACACAGCUGCACUGCUGGAAUAGUGACCAUUAGAAAGAGCAGUGUACCAGUCGGGACAUCAGACACUGAUUUGCGUGUCCAGAACAGCAACCAGAUGACCCAGAGCCUGCUGGACACAAAGACGGACCCCUUUGUGGCAUUACCUCCUGGUGAAAUUAGACCUCCAUGCAAACUGAUUGACAGAACACACCAUGUCACUGAGAAAGUCACCCAGGUGCUGUCUCUGGGUGCUGAUGUGUUACCAGAGUAUAAGCUACAGACUCCCAGGAUCCAGAAGUGGACCAUUCUUCACUACAGUCCAUUCAAAGCUGUGUGGGACUGGGUUAUUCUACUCCUUGUGAUUUAUACAGCCAUAUUCACUCCUUAUUCUGCAACAUUUCUACUGAGCGACCAGGAGGAAGCAGCCAUGCAGACCUGUGGUUACUCCUGUUCCCCCCUCAAUGUUGUGGAUCUUAUAGUGGACAUCAUGUUCAUUGUUGACAUCAUCAUCAACUUCAGAACCACAUAUGUUAACUCCAAUGAUGAGGUGGUGAGCCAGUCUUUUCGGAUUGCAGUCCACUACUUUAAAGGGUGGUUCCUUAUCGACAUGGUGGCAGCCAUUCCCUUUGACCUCCUCAUCUACCGCUCAGGAGAGGAGGUGGUUAGGGGAGGUGGAGAGGGAGAGACCACCACAUUGAUUGGCUUACUGAAGACAGCUCGGUUAUUGCGAUUGGUUCGUGUAGCCAGAAAGUUGGACCGUUACUCAGAGUAUGGUGCAGCUGUCCUCUUCCUCCUCAUGUGCACCUUUGCCCUCAUCGCCCACUGGCUGGCCUGCAUCUGGUAUGCCAUAGGUAAUGUGGAGCGGUCAACUUCUGCUGGGAUUGGCUGGUUGGACAAUCUGGGUGAGCAGCUGGGGAAGCCAUACAAUGACUCCGUCAGCAGGUCGGGUCCCUCCAUUAGGGAUAAAUAUGUCACAGCUCUGUACUUCACCUUCAGUAGUCUGACCAGCGUAGGCUUCGGGAACGUCUCCCCAAACACCAACUCUGAAAAGAUCUUCUCCAUCUGCGUCAUGCUUAUUGGUGCUCUAAUGUAUGCCAGUAUCUUUGGUAAUGUUUCGGCCAUAAUCCAGCGGCUGUACUCAGGUACAGCCAGAUAUCAUGCCCAGAUGAUGAGAGUUCGAGAGUUCAUCCGCUUCCACCAGAUCCCUAACCCCCUGAGACAGCGACUGGAGGAGUACUUCCAACAUGCAUGGUCAUACACUAAUGGGACUGAUAUGAAUGCUGUUUUAAAAGGUUUCCCCGAGUGUCUCCAAGCCGAUAUUUGUCUCCACUUAAACAGGUCACUGCUGCAGAACUGUAAAGCUUUCAAAGGAUCCACUAAGGGCUGUCUGAGGGCCCUAGCAAUGAGGUUUAAGACGACCCAUGCACCUCCUGGUGACACGCUAGUCCAUGCUGGAGACCUGAUAUCAGCUCUGUACUUCAUCUCCAGAGGAUCCAUAGAGAUUCUGAAAGGAGACGUGGUGGUAGCUAUACUUGGAAAGAAUGAUAUCUUUGGGGAACCCAUUGAUCUGUAUGUUCUGCCAGGAAAAUCCAGAGCUGAUGUCAGAGCUCUGACCUACUGUGAACUGCACACGAUACACAGGGAGGAUAUGCUGGAGGUCCUGGACAUGUAUCCUGAAUUUUGUGAAUAUUUCUGGUCCAACUUGGAGAUCACCUUUAAUCUCAGAGAUGUAAAUAAUGAAGCUGUUGGUUUCCUAAAUGGAGAAGUCUCUGAGUGUGAAGGAUUCAGUAAAGCAUUGAGGAAACGCAAACAUUCUUCCACAGGUGACAGCAUCUCAGCGACGAGACAGAGCGCUGCCUACAGAUGUAGACGUAAACACAGUAACUGGGAGCAGAAUGACGGCCACAACAAAAAUGAUCAUAAACAUACAAUAUAUGGCCAUGUGUUCUCCAGUGAGGAUGAAGGGGAGGAUACAGAAGUAACCAGGCCUGCUUACACCUCCAUGAUUCAGGCAGGUGUAAAGAUGCAUUCAAGGCACAUGAGAUAAAUGAGACAAAAAAAAGAAACUAAUGCAGUCUCAGGGGUAUCCGACAUCUUUUCAUUCUGGGGCUCAGAGAGUCGAGAGGGGCAGAGAUACCAGGAGGUGCCCUGCUCCCACAGCCUGCCUGACCCUCUUCCUCAGUCUGCCUCCCAGCAGCUCCCAGAAGUUCCCUCGUCUUCUCACUGUCCCUCUAGCCCUCCUAAUCUCCAUCCUCCUCUACCUGUUUUGUCUUGGAGGCAGAAGGUGGCAUUAGAGAAAAGGCUGGAGGUACUGCAGGGAGACAUUACCAGGUUGGAGUCUCGUAUAUCAGCAGACAUCAGUAUCAUCAUGCAGCUACUACAGAGGCAGAUACCAAUGAUCCCACCUUCCUACAGCACCCUGACAUCUACACCUAACACACCCUCCACCCCCAUCAUGUGUUCCACUGCUGCCUCUCUCACAGAAAAGUCCCCACCCGCCAACCCCCAGCGGCAACUGUCUGAUGAAGUCCUUCAACAACUUCCAGAAUAUAAGUCCCUCCAUUGUGAUUCCACUGUCCUCCAUUUUACAGGCACAACCCCCCUAACCCACGCCUCACCACUGAACACUUCCUUACAUCAGUCACUGAAUUCUUCAUCCAGCUUACCCCAGUACACCUCCACCUUUCCACCCCUGCCUCGAUCGUCAACACAGUCUUCCUCCUUUGUCCCUCCUCAAACAGAAAAUCCUUGUGUGUCAUCCUUACAUGCAUCGUCCCUACCCUCACCCCUCACCCCCCUAAUUCUCCAGCUCCCAGAGCAGAUUAAACAACCGACCCUUUCCUCCAGGAAACAGGGAUUACUCUCCGGCUCACAGGAUUUGGGCACAGACUGUGGGGACCAAUCCUCCAAACUUAGCCUGUGUACUGACAAUAAAUAUCUCCUUCAGUCAACAUCCUGCCAGUCAGAGCCUCACCGCCACACUGGAAUAAACCAAUCAGAUGAUGGGUUCCUGAGUCUCACACCCGCUCAGUGUAAUACAAAAGAGGCAUCUAGGCAAUCAGGAAAGCAUGGAAGCCAGCAGCCCGCGUCGACGCCAGGAGAUCCGGCAUCAUUAUGAACAGCAGGUAGCUGACUCAGCACUAUGGCUCCAACCCAGGAGGUCACCACGGGUGAAGAGGUCUGGUAUCUCAACACACUACAUAGAGUCAUCUCUAAAUUCUGUGAACAUUUUUCUGCAGGAAAAAGUGACAUGGAUGUAGUCAUCUGUCUGACAAAAAAGGGCAAACGUCCAUUUCUUUGUUUAGGCUCUGUGGUGACAUGCAGCCUAUGUAAACAAUCUAUAGGGCUUGGUCUAAAGCACAAGUAAGUUGAGAGCUCAACCGAGUUCAUUUUGCUGGUUGAAUAGCCAAUAAACUGGCGUCAAAGAGAAUAGCACAGUGUGAAGGGGUUGUAUUUAGACUGAAAGUCAUGGUUGUGUUUUGGGUGGAACAUAAAUUAAACCAAUCAGAUUGCAAUCUCCUAAUCCCUUUAAAAGCUGCUUGUGCCAGGACCUUGAACAUUGCUGUCCUCUUGGCAGAAGGACAAGGAUGUUGUCCUCUGCUGCUGAAUCCUCUGCCCUGCCAUUUCACAAUCAUCUGUCCCAUUAGACUGCAAAUGAAAAAAGACCCACAGAUAUUUAACCCUCCACUGUCAGUGCCCCUGGCCACACCUCAUUUUAAGACCAACAUGGCCAGGGUAGCACAGGUGGGUGUUAGUACAUUUGCUAUUCACACAACGUGGGUGCUGAAUGUGAAAAUGACGGCAUCAGUCUGAAACUAGUAAAGUCACUUGCGCAGUGCUGUGUGCAGCUAGAGCCCAUGGUGAGGUCCGUGUGACACAAAUAUCAUCUGUGUACCCUGUAUAUGUAUGGAUGUACUGUAAGAAUGGGUUCCUGGAGGGAGCCAGGAGGGAGGAGUGCUGAUAUUGGAAACACAGUGAGACCCACGAUUAUCGUAAUGCAAGUCAUGAAAAAACUUUUGAACCCAAUAAAUAAGUUGAAGUCUUUGCUGUGGGUAGUAGGACAGAAUGACAGCAGAAGCAGACAUUCAUGUAUUUGAAAAUAGGCUAACUUGACAGGUCAAUGACCUUGAUUUCCUCUGUACGGCUCCCGUGUGGCAUUUUAAAUAGCUUAAUGUCAUAAAUGUACUGUUUUCCCUUUAGAAUAGCCUUGUUUGAAUGAAUUUAUAUAGAAUCAUGUACUAAAUUGGUUUGUUGAGGUACCACUUAUGUACAUCAUCUCACCAUCAGGGACUAUGUGCUACAUCAUUUGUAUACUUAAAGCAACAUUAUGUAGAAUUUGGCAUUUUGUGUAAUUUGCUGUCCCCAACAGUUUCUGAGUGCAGCACCACUUUGGUAAAUACAAAUCCCAGGUGUGUAACAUUUGUCAGAAAAAUCGUGCUGUCUACAAAUAAAACUCAUGACAUCAUACCAGCAUCAUGAAAUCUUGUAUGUUGAAGUAAACAUCUACCCUUUCACUGAAGUGACAAUGCACAAACAAGUGACUGAGACAAUCGGUACCAUCAACAUGACUCUGAAAUUGGUUCAUUAAGGUAAAAAAGUUACAUAAAGUUGCUUUAAGUUUAAAGUUACUUUGUGUCAUUUGUAUGUUUGUAUAUGCUCUUGUAUUUUUUCUACUUACUAGAGACUGUUAAUGUGUUAACAUAUUCCCACUUUAGUCAGAUGAAGUGUAGGUUUGUUUAAAACAUCACAAAGUAGGUGCGUUAAAUAAUAAUAAAUAUUGGAGCCCUGCAACGUGCAAGCUAUUUUAAAUGGUAACCACCAAAACAAAGAGUUGUGUAUAUGUAUAAAUAAUAUAAAAGUUGUUCAGUGCUUUUACACCAGGGGUCGGCAACUGUUGCAGCAUAGGCACAGGGUAACUUAACCAAUGGCACACUAGUAAUAAGUGUGCAUGAGAGGUUUUUUGUUUUUUUUUGGAAAUAUUACAGUUCCCCCCCAUCUGCAUGCCAAAUGACCUUUUCUCACAGACAUUGGUAGUUGUGCCUGUUAUUUACGGUAGU